This is a messenger RNA of Thalassophryne amazonica, 5921 nucleotides long. RefSeq names its product palladin, cytoskeletal associated protein (gene palld). NCBI's taxonomy places the organism in Eukaryota, Metazoa, Chordata, Actinopteri, Batrachoidiformes, Batrachoididae. The transcript has 22 exons. The coding region runs from base 196 to 4548 and encodes 1450 amino acids. The record is from RefSeq and is a predicted model, not a curated record.
ACAGAUGGGACAGCAGGCCACCGCAGAGGCACCACACAAUUGGACUCUGAGCACGAGGCUUCGUGUAGACUUCCUGACCAAUAAUACGGUUCUACUGUACAGAAACAUUUGUCUUUGGCUCAUUUUCACUCAAGAAGACAAACCUGGAAUAAAUACACCUGGAGCGAGUGUUUGGUCAAAUUGUCCACAUCAAGGAUGCAGGACGGGAGUUGGAAUCAGCCACUCCCCAUCUCUCAGCUGCUAAAGGACCCAGCAGGAAGUGGGCUUCUAGAAGGCGAUGGGGGUGUGUUUUCUGAAGCCUCCUCUGAUGGGGAGCUCUACUUGGACUCUGUGACUAACCUCGAUUCUGGAGAUGGGGAAUGUGCAGAUCUUACUGCCUUCUUGAGUGCAGAAGAGAUCAACUGGAGCUUGGAAAUGGCUCGGGAGGCCUUUGCUGACUCAAGUGAAUGUGAAGAUUCAAACCCUGCUGUUCCUGCGGUCAGUGAACUUACCCUCUCUACUAUUCCUAGUAUUAUUAAUAUUUCUACACCCAUCCACAAUAAUCAAAACCUGCACCACCAGACCAAAGCUCCAGCCUCAGAUGACAAUGUAGAAGUCAAAGUCUCCUCUGGCUUAAAUGUGCUUCCUGGUAAACCUGUAGAGGUGUCCACGGAUGCUCGUGUUGAGAGUGUUGUCCGUCGCAAGCCCAUCCAACCAGUGUAUAAGCAGGAUAAGCCUAAACUGCUUCAUGAAGGCUUGGAGCUGAAUGAACGAGCAUCAGCAACAGAGUUCUGUAGCCGAGCUGCAACUUUUAUUGAGGAGCUUUCCUCCAUCUUCAAAAGUUCUGCUCAUUUGGAAGCUGGGGAGGAAGAUUCCUCCUCUCCUGACAGUGGCUAUCUGUCUCCUAAGACUCAGAGGCCACUUCCUCAGGGUUCUAGCUCUGCAUCUUCUCUUUUGUCAGACCAGCAAAGGGGAACACACUACAACUCGCCACCAAUGAGUUCUGAGCUGACAGACCUGGGAGGAGUAACAGCUUCUCCAGAGUACCAGGACUCUGGAACACCGGCCACAACUGGACCGUUAUCCCGUCCUCGCUUCCAACAGAAACUGAAAAGCCAAGAGGUGGCAGAAGGAAGCCCCAUUCGUCUGGAAUGUAGAGUCAGAGGAAACCCCCAACCCCUUGUCAGGUGGUUCUGUGAGGGCCGUGAGCUGCACAACUCUCCUGAUAUUCAAAUCUGGAGGGAUGGUGACUUGCACACGCUGGUGAUUGCUGAAGCAUUUGAGGACGAUACAGGACGUUACACCUGCGUGGCCUCCAACAGUCUGGGAGCAGACAACACCUCUGCUGAGGUCUACAUCGAAGGAGCUUCAUCAUCAGACUCAGAAGGAGAAGGCACAGUGUCCAAGUCCAGAUCAGGAAUCAUGCCUCAAAUUCAAAAGAAGACAACUUCAGUGUCUCUGACUAUUCGAUCAUCUUCACCUAAAACCUCUGAGGUCCUUCCUCAUCGCUCCACUCUGGUCCAGUCCCUGUCCCAGCCCCCACAGCGGAUGCAGAGCCCGGUGUCAUCACUGUAUGGUGCUGAUGUGUCAAGUCCUCCUAUAUUUACAAAGCUGCUGCAGGAUGCCCUGGCAUCUGAGGGUCAAGUGGUGGUUCUGGAGUGCAGGAUUCGCGGAAGCCCUCCCUUACAGGUCCGAUGGUACCGCCAGGGAGAGGAGAUAUUUGACUCCCCGGAUUUUCGCAUCCUCCAAAAAAAACCUCGAUCUGCAGCAGAACCAGAGGAAAUCUGCACUCUGGUGAUAGCUGAGGCCUUUCCUGAGGAUGGCGGUCUGUUUUGUUGCACUGCGUCCAACCCUUAUGGCUCCAUUAACAGCACAGCCCAACUCACAGUCACUGCAGCUUCCGAGGAUUCAUCCAGUAACGGCUUGUCUGGCGACAGCUCAGGAUUUGAGGACUGUGCAGCCUUCCCCCCACCUCCCCCACCAACAGAGAUCAGCCUCCUGGAGCUGCCACCCAAGGUGCUGUCUCAGCCCACCACUGAGAUGUUAGUUAUCAAGGAGCUGGAAAUCUGGCCCAGCGUGCAGACCUUAUCUCCAGUACAGACAGGCUCGGCGAAAGAGGAAAAGCUUCCUACACAAAAUGGCCAACCCGAGAAUCCACCAUCACCUCCAAGCCCACCUACAGAUCCAAUGUUCCCACCUCCACCACCACAGUCUCAUCCUGUAGCAGAAGCACCAGGGCAAAUUCAAACCCAAGCAUCUCCAUACUCACCUCCAACACCAUGUAAGCUGUCUCCAUCUCCUGUGAAGGAUGGGCCCCCUUUGCCUACCAAACCAAAGCCAAAACUGAACGCGUCCCAGCUGAAGCAGCUGCAGGAGCAGAUUUUACUGGAACAGCAGGAAGCAGCCAAUUGGCAGCAGCACAGCCAGGAAGUCCCACCUCCGCCCGAGCAGCCGCCGCAGGAAGUGCCUCCGCCGCCUCCCCCGUCUCCACCUCUCCCACCUCCUCCCUCCUUCCAGGAGUUGGAGAGCAGCACAGCCAUGCAGGCCAGCACCUUCAACUAUGCACGGCCGAAGCAGUUCAUUGCUGCUCAGAGCCCCGGUGGAACAAGCUACGUCGCCCAGUCCUCCACCUCCUCAGGGUCCAGCCUGUCAUCUCCGCUCUCUCCUCCCUCCUCCCACAAGCCCUUCAGCAGGGUCACUGUGCCCCCUUUCACCAAGGCCGGCAGCGUGGAGUCUCCCAGCUCACCCUCCUUCCCGCCUCCACCACCACCCUUCCUCACCUCCUGUGACCUGUCCUCUCCAUCUGGCUCUGCUCAAGACUUCCCUCCUCCCCCACCUCCUCCUCCUCCACCUCCACCUAUGCCCGUGUCUCCAGCCCUCUCCGACAUGUCCUCUCCCUUCUCCUCUGUCCCUCCAUCUCCAGCCUCCAGCUUCCUGUCCUCUGUGUUGCCGUCUACACCCUCCACACCCAGCAGUCCGACAGUCAAUGCCAUGGGCCUCCCAAAGGGAAAUGGGACUGUCAAGGCCUUUCCGAAGAAGUCCUCUGUGACCAGGACGCCACGGCUCGUCUCCGACUCAGACAUCCAGGGGUCCAAGGACGCAGUCAUCCAGGACCUGGAGAGAAAACUGCGCUUUAAAGAGGAGCGCUUAAGUAAUGGUCAACAGAGGUUAACCUAUGAGGAGAAGAUGGCUCGCAGGCUGCUGGGAGCUGACAACGCUGCCACAGUCUUAAACACACAGGACACAGAGGAGGAGCCCGUCACACAGGAGGAAAUGUCGUCUGACAGAGAGUCAAACCCUCAAAAGGAGUACAAAGUGUCCAGCUUCGAGCAGCGCCUCAUCAGUGAGAUCGAGUUCCGUUUGGAGCGUUCUCCAGUGGAGGAGUCAGACGACGAUGUGCAGCAUAAUGAAAACUCUGCUGGCCGGCGGGUGGCGCCUUCCUUUAACCAGAAGCUCAAACAUUAUAAAGUGUUUGAGGGCAUGCCCGUCACGUUUUCCUGCAAGGUCAACGGAGAGCCCAAGCCAAAGGUCUACUGGUUUAAAGAUGGCAAGCAGAUUUCCAAGAGGAGCGAACACUACAUGAUCAGUCGUGACCCUGAUGGAACCUGCUCUCUGCACACUGCUGCCGCCUCACUGGACGAUGAUGGCAACUACACCAUCAUGGCCGGCAACCCAGAGGGCAGGGUAAGCUGCACUGGCAGGAUGAUGGUCCAGGCUGUGAACCAGCGAGGACGGAGCCAGCGCUCCACACCUGGUCACAUUCGCAGACCCAGGUCCAGAUCCAGAGAUAGCGGUGAUGAAAACGACAACAUCCAGGAGCGUCACUUCCGUCCACACUUCCUGCAGGCACCCGGUGAUCUCAUCGUUCAAGAGGGUCGACUGUGCAGGAUGGACUGCAAGGUGAGCGGUUUGCCCACUCCUGACCUCAUUUGGCAGUUGAAUGGCCAAACCAUCCGCCCUGACUCCGCCCACAAGAUGAUGGUGAGAGAAAACGGGGUGCACUCAUUGGUGAUCGAGCCCGUGACAAGCCGUGACGCCGGCAUCUACACCUGCAUUGCCAACAACCGGGCCGGGCAGAACUCCUUCAACCUGGAACUGAUUGUUGCUGCCAAAGAGAUGCACAAAGCCCCUUCGUUUGUGGAGAAGCUGCAGAACACCAGCGUGUCAGAGGGUCAUCCUGUGCGAAUGGAGUGUCGUGUCACCGGUGUGCCACACCCACAAAUCUUCUGGAAAAGAGAGAACGAGUCAUUCACUCACAACACAGACAGAAUCAGCAUGCACCAGGAUAACUGUGGCUACUUGUGCAUGAUCAUCCAGCCAGCCCUGAAGGAGGACGCUGGCUGGUACACCGUGUCAGCCAAGAAUGAUGCCGGGAUUGUUUCCAGCACCGCGCGCCUGGACGUGCACACUCUGUGGCAGCAGCCAAACCACCCCAAACCCAAGAAGGUGCGUCCCUCCACCAGCCGCUACGCUGCACUGACAGAGCGAGGGCUGGAUGUGAAGGCGGCUUUCUUCCCCGAGUCCAGCCCCCUGCCACCCGGUGCCCUGGUGGAAAGUGACGAGCUGUAGGGAAGACAGGAGGGCGCUGCACGGACAUCACUCCAAAACUGUCUCCUUCGCCUCAGCGCCAUCUUUUGUUGAGACAUGACAGUGCAGAGGGGGACGAUCCAUCUGUGUCCACCUUUGGGACUCCGUUAUUAAACUGCAGACACAGAAGGCUAGGGGGCGGAGCCAGCCGCUGACUCACAUGUUUCUAUAGCACCACACCAUCUGUCAUAUCACACAAAGCUUUUUGUCAACUGGACAUGGAAAUGUUGAAUGAGACUUCAGACACUCGCUCACCUUUCAUGCGUUCUUCACUGUGUUGUAAAGUGUUGCAGAGUUAAAAGCACCUCUCACGUCUGGAAACCUGAUUCUGCGUACCAUUGGCAAAUGUGAGAACAGAUGGUUUUGGACUCAAACUAAGAAAGAAAAAAAAAUCAAUCUUUUAUGAUGUCGGUCAUUUGGACUCAUGCAACACAAUACUGAGUAUUUACCAUAAUGAUUAUUUUAUUGAUCACCACACAGUCUGUGUUCUCAGGACGUAGAUUGGCAUCCUACCAGACUUUAGACAAGGCCGGGCCUUAAAUACAGCAUUUAUUGUUUUUUUUUUGUUAUUUGUUUUGUCAAAUAAAUUAGGGUUUUUUUGUUUGUUUGUUUGUUAUGGAGCUGAACAGAAAGUUGACAGAUGAGUCAGUUUACUGUGGGGUCAGUAGAAAGUCAGGAAGGUGGGAUCAAACAGAGGAAUGUACAGAUUUCCGUGGUAGGGCUGUUGUCGUCAAAAACUGCUUUGUUUCGAACAGACAAGAAUUUUUAUGUAGAAGGCUGAGUCUGAGAGAGAAUGUGGUGAGGGUCAUUUUGGUGAUUCGAUUUCUUCAGUGGUUUAUUUUAGCUGUUUUCUCAGUGGCUGCUGUGGAACUUUUCAAUUAAUUUGUCACAUCACCUUUUAUUUUUGUAUGAGAGGGGGGAAAUAAUAAAAAAAAAAUAUAGCAAACAAUGUAAAUUACAGCAGUGGUCAUUCUUUUACAGACUUUCAACAGUAAAACAAACCUUUCUUUAUUCAGAUCUAUAAAUGUAUUUACUGCCUUAAAUCACCUUUGGGCUUAAAAUGACUUGUUGCAUGUUAUACGUGACACUUGUACUGUGCCAAACAACUUUUUAGCAGGAUGCAAAACUUUUCCACUAUCCUGGGGUCACACACACUCUUAAACUGGUGAAACUUCAAAAUAAGGUAUAUUUAUAAGUGCUAUUUUGUCUCCUCUGUAAUACUUUUUAAAAUGGACAUCUUUUUGUAGUUUGCAUCAAUUGACAGUUAAUGUGUUUGCACAUUUCUGUGCCAAUGAAUGCCUGUAUAUGGACUGUUCUGAUAUUAUUUUAGGUUAAUAAAGGUAUUGAAAAUAAAA